AUGUUAACUGUGAUACAACGGAGGAAUCUAUGUGUGUCAAUUAUAGUGUUCAAUUAUUUAAACCAAAUGAAUAUAAAAAUUACAUUUUUGCUGCAUUAAGUACAAUUCAGUAUAAAUCAAUCUAUAAUGUAUUAUACUUAAAUUUUGUCGAUUCACCAAAUCAGUCACAUUUUAAAGCACCAUGGGAAUCAGAAUUUUCGAAUGAUACACAAAUUUCAAAAGAAGCUAUUGGACUAUACGUUUGUAUAUGUAUUUUGGCUGGAAACUUGUGGAACAGAUACUUCAUGGAGUGAUGAUUUCUUGCCAGCCUGUAAAAAGAAACGUCUCACUCAAGAUGGAAUGGUGUCAGAUAUGCUACCUAAUAGCGCCAAUUUGUCUACUGAUUCAAAAUGUUUGCAAAAUUCAUUCAAUAUAGGAAGAGGAAACUUCCAGAUGCUCAACGAAGCAGAACAGCAUCAACAGUGUGGUUACAAAUUGAAUUUGAAAACCAAAUGCGAUUCAAUUUUACUCCAGAAAAAUCUAAAAACUACCAAAAAUGAGAAUUCAAAUUUCAACAUACAACACACUGAUUCUACUGCUUAUAACAAUGAAGCAAGAGUGAAGUCUGUGCAAUCUGAUAACAACGAAGUAAUCAAAACCAUUUCCUCCUUGGAUGGACUACAUCCGUGUAAUGUUGUACAGAGAAGUCAGAUUGAAAAAUUUCUCGAUGAUAAUGAUUAUCGAAAUGAAGGUGUCAGUAUGUCAGCAAACCGUGGUGGUAAUAAACACAGCUUGGACGAUGAUUUAUCAGAUAAUAACACCGUUGGUGAUCAAAGUCUUCUACAUUUAGCAGCUCAUAUGAAUGUAGGACACGAUAUCAUAAACAAAAUCUAUCAUAAUGAACAUGAUGAAAGACCUGUUGGUAUUUUCUAUGUUGAUUCAUCAGGUAGAACAGCCUUGACUAGUGCUGCUGCUGCUAAUUCUUUAGAGUCAAUCAAGUCGUUAUACCAACUUGAAAAAGAAGCUAUGGUGAAAAUGAAACCAGUGAAACCUGUCAAGUCACAACAUAUCAAUAAACCGAAACCAACAUAUCGUUCAAGAAGACGUUAUCAAAUUUAUGAAUCUCGACAAUGUUCACCAAUCAUAGUUGCUAUCCAAGCAGGGAAUGAUGAAGUAGUGAAGUGUCUAUUGGACGAAGGUUGUCCUUAUAACACUGUUGAUCAAUACGGUCGUAAUGUUGUACAUUGGGCAGCAGUAACUAAUUCCGUUAAAAUAUUAUCUCGUUUAGCACAGUGUAAAGGAUUCGCUAGAAUAAUGAAUAUGAAAGAUGACUGGGAUAGAACACCGAUCAUGUUAGCUAUACGUGAAGGUUGUCAGGAAGCUGUGCAAUUCCUUCUGGAUAAACAAGCAAGAAUCGAAAUCACAGACUGUAUGGAAAACGAUUGUGUAUCAUUAUGUAUAGAAAAAGGCUAUCAGAGAAUACAUGAAAUACUGAUAAAUUAUAACCGGUCAAGAAACGUCGACACAAAGUCAAUAACACCUGAUAAGAAAGUGAAUAUUUUCAAUGAAAAUUCAGAUGUGAGUGAACAAGAACUAGGAUUGUCAUCAAUGGCACCGGUCACCACAGUGAUGACAACCACACCAGUACGCCAUUCAGCAGAGAAUAUUUCUCGUAUGAAUGAAUUUGAAUGGGUGAGUUUAAGUGAUGAUUCAGUUUCGGAAGCGUUCAGUGAUUGUGAUCCGUCCACAGAAGACAUGAAUGCGCAUUGUAGUUGA
Messenger RNA from Schistosoma turkestanicum, 1755 nucleotides. The record is from the annotation of a GenBank genome assembly. NCBI's taxonomy places the organism in Eukaryota, Metazoa, Platyhelminthes, Trematoda, Strigeidida, Schistosomatidae.